CUACAUGUCUUUGGUGAAAAUAACCCAAAUUAGGAUGUAUUUUUUAGUUUGUAGGAAAGUUAUAGAGUUCACAAACUAUGGUAUAGAUCUGAAUAUUGAUCAGUCCUGAAGUACUGACAGCCAAUCUAAUUUCUUGAAGUCCAAGCAUGUCAGAACAGUACAGAUAUCCCCCAAAUGACCCCUUUUUGCAAAGUAGACAGUCAGAGGCAUGGCAAGUUUUUUGAAGUUGUAAUUAUUUGUCAUAAUUUUUCAGAAAAUGAAAAUUUUUUUUACAUACUGUCACCA
Messenger RNA from Staurois parvus, 285 nucleotides. The record is from the annotation of a GenBank genome assembly. NCBI's taxonomy places the organism in Eukaryota, Metazoa, Chordata, Amphibia, Anura, Ranidae.